Molecule: messenger RNA, 1239 nt
Organism: Pyrgilauda ruficollis (rufous-necked snowfinch)
Lineage: Eukaryota; Metazoa; Chordata; Aves; Passeriformes; Passeridae
Gene: LTAP1
Product: chromosome unknown C1orf43 homolog
Biological process (GO): phagocytosis
Source: RefSeq, a predicted model, not a curated record
CCGUACGGAUCACGUGAGCGGGGCUCCUCUGGUCACGUGGCGGGCGCGCAGGGCGGCUUUGUGGCCGCCAUGUUGUGCGGCCCCGGGCCGGGCCGGGCAUGGCGGCGGCCGGCAGCAACUGGCUCUCGGGCGUCAACGUGGUGCUGGUCAUGGCUUACGGCAGCCUGGUCUUUGUGCUGCUGUUCAUCUUCGUGAAACGCCAGAUCAUGCGCUUUGCCAUGAAGUCCCGCCGUGGCCCCCACGUGCCCGUGGGACAGCACGCACCCAAGGAUUUAAAGGAAGAGAUUGACAUUCGACUGUCCAGGGUGCAGGACAUCAAGUACGAGCCACGGCUGCUGGCAGAGGAUGACGGCCGGCUGCUGCAGCUGGAGACACCAGGGUUUGCAGAGAUCUCAGUUUGUGCUUUCCCUCUACCAGGCUGCUAUAACUACCUGUACAGGAUGAAAGCACUGGAUGCAAUCAGGACAUCAGAAAUCCCGUUCCAAGUAGAGGCUCGGUACCCAAAGUCUUUAAUAGGGAAGAACUUCUGUGCCUACUUGCUGGAGCUGCGGAAUUCCAGCACCUCCUUCAAAGGCAUCCGCAAAGCCUUGAUUGACACCUUGCUGGAUGGCUACGAGAGCGCCCGCUAUGGCACUGGGGUCUUUGGGAAAACGGAAUAUCUGAAGUAUGAGGAGGCUCUGAAUGAACUGGCAAACAUCACCAAGGCCCGGGGCGGCAGCAGCCAGCGGCAGCACCAGUCAGCAGUGAAAGACCUCACGCUGUCCCCUGAAGUCUCCAACCCCACCACCAUCCAGGUCACCUACCCCUUCCAGCCAGAAGAGCAAACGUGCCAAACACUUCCUGGAGCUGAAGAGUUUCAAGGACAACUACAACACACUGGAGAGCACCCUGUCCAGGCGAAUGGGAAUGCUUUAGCAGAGCUCCUGAGGAGUGGUGGGCAGGGGGCCAGGGAGCACCCAAAGUGCUGGGCAUCGUCCCUUGGGGUGCUGCAGUGGAUCAUGGAGUCGCGGCUGAAGAAGUGCGUGGAGUUGGAGCUGCACCUUGCAGGCAGGGAGCAGGCAGCGAUCCGCCGAGACGCCCUGUGCCAGCUCGUCCUGGAUGAGCACCUACAGCACCAGCAGGAGCUGCGCCAGCAGGAGAAAGCUUUCUAUGUGGAGCGGCUCUGAGUGCUCAGCCCAGUGCGUGGCACUGGCCUGGCAUCGCCCAGUUCUGACUGAGAAUAAAACAUGUUGAGCAAGA